Pyricularia grisea is the source of this 1131-nucleotide messenger RNA. RefSeq lists its product as uncharacterized. The transcript has 6 exons. Gene Ontology annotation, molecular function: oxidoreductase activity. The record is from RefSeq and is a predicted model, not a curated record. Bases 1 to 1131 code for a protein of 376 amino acids. Lineage: Eukaryota; Fungi; Ascomycota; Sordariomycetes; Magnaporthales; Pyriculariaceae.
AUGGUCCGGCUACUCUCCGUUGCGCUUCUGGCGCUUGGCCUGGUCGGUGGCAUGGUCGCUGCCCAAGGGUCGCAACCAGAUGCGCUCAAACAGCUAGAGAACAAAGGGAUGCCGCAGCUAAUGGCACAGCUAGCCAAGUCAAAGACGUGUACCAACGCGACUAUGCGCAUUCGCAAAGAAUGGGGUGAUUUGCCGGGUGCAGAACGCAAAAGGUACAUAGCCGCGGUGCUUUGCUUGUCCCAGCGCCCGUCGCACUACUCCCCAUCGGUGUGCCCAGGCUGUAAAUCUCGAUAUGACGACUUUGUUGCCGUUCACAUGGAGUUCACUCCCACUAUCCAUAACACAGGAAACUUUUUGUCUUGGCACAGACACUACACCUAUGCUUUCGAGUCAGCUCUGAUCAAAGAGUGCGGCUACACUGGCGCGCAGCCGUACUGGGACUAUGGUCGCUGGGCGCAAGACCCCCUCAACAGCCCGAUCUUUGACGGCAGCGACACGAGCAUGUCUGGCAACGGCGAGAAUAUCACUCACAAGUCGACAGUGUCACCUCCUGGAGAUGGUGGUGGCUGCCUGAUGUCAGGUCCAUUCAAGAACAUGACCGUUUACCUGGGACCACUUGCGUCAACAGCGGACCCGAGACCAAAGGCAAACCCGCAGGUCAACGGGUAUGGAUCAAACCCGCGCUGCAUUCAGCGUGACAUUACAAACUACCUGUCAUCGCGGUAUGGGCGGACACAGGACAUUGUGAACCUCAUCACCAAGAACAAUGCAAUCGGGCCUUUUCAGACAGCAAUGCAAUCAACUUCUGGCGCGUUAGGUAUACACGCAGUUGGACACUUUGUCCACGGUAGUCAAGAUCCGGGAGGAGACUUUUAUAUCAGCCCGAAUGAUCCAGUGUUUUGGCUGCACCACUCUAUGAUUGACAGGGUCUGGACGAUCUGGCAGUCCCAAGACUUGUCGAACCGCCUCAUGACCAUCGCUGGCGGCACAUCAAUGUUUGGAGCCGGCACGCGCUUGCAAUCACUGGAUGAUCUGAUCGAUUUAGGAAACGUGGAGCCAACGGAUAAAAAGUGGAAGAUUAGAGAGCUUGUUAGUAUUGUUGAUGGGCCGCUUUGCUACAUGUAUCAAUGA